This is a messenger RNA of Cherax quadricarinatus, 7247 nucleotides long. Its product is annotated as N-acetylgalactosaminyltransferase 6. Gene Ontology annotation, cellular component: Golgi apparatus. The record is from RefSeq and is a predicted model, not a curated record. Lineage: Eukaryota; Metazoa; Arthropoda; Malacostraca; Decapoda; Parastacidae. Gene Ontology annotation, biological process: protein O-linked glycosylation. Gene Ontology annotation, molecular function: polypeptide N-acetylgalactosaminyltransferase activity.
UGCCACCAUCCCUCCCCACCACUAUUCCCACCACCAUCUCCAACACUCUCCCUUCCCCUUCAGUCAGUCAGUCUGCCUCACACCGUUAAGCUAGCAACAGGAUACCGUCAACUGUUGUAACGCCAAGACCACUGCAUCAACGCAGAAACUACGACUUUAUAUGACCUGAGUGUGUGAAAACAGUAACGAUGCGGCUGAAUCGAAUAUGGGGACGGUACCGCGAGAGGAUAAUUGUGGCAGGUCUUGUGGUUCUGGUUAUCAUCAUUAUGGCACCUCCCAAGCUUGUACACAAUAUGGUGAAAAGAGAGGAUGAAGGUGUGGUAGUGAUAGAUGGAGUAAGGAAGAAGGACUACAAUGACUAUAAGUACCUGAAGGAAGAAGUACUACAAACUGGCACAGGUGAAAAUGGAAUUGCUGCUUCUCUUUCCCCUGGGCUGGAUAAGGAGAAAGAAGCUCUCUACAAAGUGAAUGGCUUUAACGCUCGUCUGUCUGAUGACAUUGCUUUAAACCGCUCGCUCAAAGACAUUCGUCAUCCAAAGUGUAAAAAGAAACUGUAUAUAGCGGACCUUCCCACUGCAGCAGUCGUGGUGCCUUUCCACAAUGAGCACUGGAGCACUCUUCUUCGCACUGCAUUUUCAGCAUACAACCGCUCACCAAAACACCUGCUGAAGGAGAUCAUUCUCGUUGAUGAUGCUAGCACGAAAGAUUUUCUAGGUAAGAAACUGGAUGACUAUUUAGCCGAACACUUGCCCAUUGCUCGUGUGGUUCGCCUGCCGUCUCGUUGGGGCUUAAUUCGUGCCAGAUUGGAAGGAGCAAAACAUGCAACGGCAGAUGUUCUGAUAUUUCUUGAUUCUCACACUGAAUGUACAACAAACUGGCUACCACCACUCUUAGAACCAAUUGCCAUGAAUUAUAAGACAGCAGUGUGUCCUUUCAUCGAUGUGAUUGACUUUGAAACUUUCGAGUACCGUGCUCAGGAUGAAGGACGUCGCGGUUCCUUUGACUGGGAGUUCUAUUACAAGAGAUUGCCAGUGUUACCAGAGGAUGAGGCUAACAUGCCCGAACCAUUCAAGAGUCCAGUUAUGGCUGGUGGAUUGUUUGCAAUCAGUUCCAAAUUCUUUUGGGAACUGGGCGGAUAUGACCCGGGGCUGGACAUAUGGGGCGGAGAACAGUACGAAUUGUCUUUCAAAGUAUGGCAGUGCCACGGAACCAUGGUUGACGCUCCAUGCUCCAGGAUUGGCCAUAUAUAUCGCAAGUUUGCUCCUUUCCCCAACCCUCGAAAAGACAAUUUCAUUGCCAGGAACUAUCGUCGAGUGGCAGAAGUGUGGAUGGAUGAAUAUAAAAAGUUCCUUUACAUGAGACAACCUGGAUGGUUGCAGGUUGAUACUGGAGAUAUUAGUGAGCAGCUGGCUGUGAGGGAGCGUAACAAGUGUAAACCUUUCAAGUGGUUUAUGGAUAAUGUGGCAUUUGAUCUUGUUAAACACUACCCUCUUAUUGAGCCACCAGACUACUGUAAUGGAACCAUAAAGAGUGUUGCCGAUCCAAGAUUGUGUGUGGACACCGAGAUGAAGGGGCAGUUUGACCGUCUGGACUCACUUGGAGAAUGUGGACCUGGUUCACAGUAUCAGUUUCAACUCACUGCUUUCAAAGAUAUACGUCCACUCAAGAGCCACAACUGCUUUGAUGUACCAGACUUGAAGGGAGAUAAAGCUCCUGUACUGCUUUAUGGUUGUCAUAAAGGACUUGGUAACCAGAUGUGGAAGUAUGAUAUGACGAACCAAAUGAUAAACUUCGGACACCAUGCCACCCACUGUCUGGAUUGCAGCAUUAGCAACAAGGAAAUCUUUGUCUCCCCCUGCGAUUUCGACUCAAAAACACAAAAAUGGAUAUGGAGUUUUGUAAACAAAGAAAGGCUGAGCAAUUAUGAUAAUCUUGAUCCAAAACCUUAAGCAGCAUUAUCCUAUUAUUAUUAUUUGAAAGCUUAUUUUCAGUACUGUACAAGAUUUAUAAUUUACCUGCCUCGAGGCUUUAAUUAAUAUUGUAAUAUUUAAUGUUCGCAAUUAACCUGCAAUUUGAAGUACAAUAGAAACUAGAGACAAAAUUUUGAUCUUUUCUGUACCACUUUCAUAUCACACUUUCAUAUUGGUUAAUGAUGAACAAACUUUUUCUACAGUUUCUCUCCAAAUUGUGAGUUAAUAGUGAAUUGUUCCAGUAAGAGUAUUCUGACUUUUAUUCUUCGAUACUGAAACUUGUUUACUCCCCAAGGUUGUAGGUCGCAGACAGUUUGUAUUGAAUAUUGUUGGCUACUGUACAGAAGGUCUUGGAAAUUCACUCUUGCUCACAUAUCAGAGAGGAAAUUUAUGUGAUAUUUUGGUUUGUUUUGGACCAUACAAAGUAGCUACCAACUUGAUAAUGGUCUGACUGAAAUAUCAUAUGAAGUCACCUUAAGUUAACAGGUUAAUUGUAAAUUAUUCCAGUCAUGGCACUGACUUGUUCUACCCAGGGACAUGGUACAAUGAAAUGGUAUUGUACUACAGUUCAUUUUUGUAUUAUACAUUCCAACAUUUACCAAUCUUUAAAAUAAUACUAGUUUUAUAAAAAUGUAUAUGGUGAAGAUAUUUUUGUAUGUUAGAUUUUAUUGUUGCCAAGGAAUUAAUAUCAGUUAUUUUUAGAUUCUUUCUGUGUGAUACAUAAAAAUUAGACUGUCAGGUAAACUAAUACAAAUGUUAUAUAAAAAGCUAUAUUUUCUUAAUACAGUAUUACAGUAUUGCAUAAUAAUAAUCAUUCAUCAAUGGCAGGAAUGAACAACAUUUUCAGUCACCAAUUAAUAAUAAUAAUGAGUGAAAAAUAAGGUAUGUUUGGAUUACACCUACCAUCCUACUUAUGACCUGCUCGACUUACGACCACUCAACUUACGACCGUGUUUUUUAUGCCAAAUUUCUUGGAAAUAAACAACUAUUUGUGUUGUACACAGUGUUUAUCCUAAACCUUACAGUAUAAAAUACAGUGCUAACAGCAUAAAAAGUAAAGUAAAACAUGAAAUACCAAAAUAAAACAAUAAAAUAAAGUUAUUACAAAAAUGUGAUGUUGAUAUUCAGUAGUAAGGUUCGACUUGCGUCCAUUUCGACUUACGACUGGUUUCUCGGAACCAAACUCGGUCGUAAGUCGGAUGGUAGGUGUUCUAGUUUGUAUAAUGAGACAGUGGCAAAAGAUGACAUGUUGAAAUAAAAAUGCUGGUAGCAAAAAAUCCUUUAAAUGAGGCCAUGUAUUGGCUCUUUCCUGCAUGCUUGAUAAAGUCCAGUUUUUGGCAAAAUGUAUGAAAAUAAUUCUCAGCUACCAGGGUCUAUUUUCUGAGUGUAACAAGUCUUCCCACUUGGAGUCUGCCUGGAGGGUGUUCAGGGGGUCAACAUCCCUGCAGCCUGGUCUAUGAGCAGGCCUCGUGGUGGAUCAGGGCCUAAUCAACCAGGCUGUUACUGCUGGCUGCACAGGAUCCAGGUACAUUUUAGUCACUGAUAGGUUAACUUUUUUUUUUUUUUUUUUUUUUUUUUCACUACAUGGAAGGUUGGAUGAAGCCCACCUCUCACAAGUUAUGAAUCUCUGAUACGAGGUAACUUGGCCCUUAUAUAACACCAUCUUUAUCAUGAACCUUAGUUUUGACUGUUUUUUCAGAUGCCUCUCCAAAUACAUAGUCAAAUUUUUAAAUCUUCUGAAAACAUGACUUGGUCAUACACUAUCUGUCUCCUUACUUUUCAGUUCCUGAUCUCAUUUAUGCUUUCUCUUUUUUUUCUUUCUCAUUCAUGGAUGAAUAAAAGAUGGACCAAAAAAAAUAAAAAAUUCUGGUUUUCGUGUCCAAUGUCCAUUUGUUAGUUUUGAAAACUACAGUAAAACUGUACCAAGAAUUUAACUGUUCAUCACUGAUUUCUUUUGUCACUGGUAUUAUAUUCUUAUUCUUUGUUGUAAAUUGAAUCAAAUUUUCCAAUCAAGUGCAUGAUUUAUUCCAGCAUUUAUAGUUGUGUCAAUUAUUGACUUACAUUAUCCCAAAAAUUUACUCUUAGAAAACAUUAUAUUUGUCUGACAUUUUGUCUUGAACAACAGACACCCAUUGGUGUUUCUGUGUUGGAGUGAGACUAUACAGCAGAGAUUUUUUACAAAAAUACUUAUGUAAAAAUCUUGUUUUACAGUCACACUCACACCUUAGAAAAGAUUGGCAAAAAUUUAGACCUAAAUUAUAUUUUGAUAAAAGACUAGGAAAAAUAUUGCAUGGCUUAGUUGCAUCAGUGCUGUUGAACAGAGAUACUUUUUAAUUUUUUAACACGCUGACUAUGUCCCACCAAGGCAGGGUGACCCGAAAAAGAAACACUUGCACCAUCAUUUACACUAUCUCUGUCUUGCCAUAAGUGCACAGAUGUGACAGUUCAGAAGUCUCUCCAAACAGCAAAUAUCCCAAACCCUUCUUUUAAAGUGCAGGCAUUGUACUUCCCAUAUGCAGGACUCAAGUCCAGCUACCUGGUUUCCCUGAAUCCCUUCACAAAAUAUUACCCUGCUCACACUCCAACAAUUCGUCAGGUCCCAAAAACUGGCUCCAAAUCACUCCCAUCUAACAUGCUGUUAUGACAACGAAUUUCUCCCAGAGUCUGAAGAACGCUGGUUCAGUGAUUCUGUGUGAAAAUUUAAUUCGAGUACCAUUCUCCUCUGGCUUGUAUAAUUUUUGUCAUUGUUUUGUGAAAAUAAUAAUAAUAAUAAUAAUAAUAAUAAUAAUAAUAAUAAUAAUAAUAAUAAUAAUAAUAAUCUUUUUAGAGAAGUCAGUCUACCCAUUUUUUUAAUGGUUCCCUAAAUUUUUUUUAAUUUAAAUAUGGAGAACUCAUUAAAUACUACUAAAUUAAGCACUUUUACUCUACAUUAAUGUUUUUAACCAAAAAAUACCAUAAUUUUAAAGAUUUUUUUUCCUAAAAAUGGGUAACUUGGAGGUUUUCAUUUAGGUAGGGACUGCAUAACCCCGUGUGGGUUUAAUACUUUCUCAUGAACAUCAUUCUAGUAGUACAGUGGACCCCGGUUUACGAUAUUAUUUCAUUCCAGAAGUAUGUUUAGGUGCCAGUACUGAACGAAUUUGUUCCCAUAAGGAAUAUUGUGAGUUAGAUUAGUCCAUUUCAGACCCCCAAACAUACACGUACAAACACAUUUACAUAAAUACACUUGCAUAAUUGGUCGCAUUGGGAGGUGAUCAUAAAGUGGGGGUCCACUGUAUUUUCAUUCAGGUUAUGAUAUUCCAAUCAAACAGUAUUUGCUGACUAGUGGACAGCCAACAAUCAUUAAUAAUUAUAUUUUUAUAGCACCUUUGUGUAAAUUUAGGAUUAGUAAUCUCUCUUGCAAAGCUUCUCUAUACUGUAUAGUAAAUAUUUUUUGUAAAUGCGACUGAACAGUUAUGUCCAGAAUUGAACAGUGCAUGGAAAGGCCUUCAUAGUACAUGCCAUUCAAUUUUCAGCUGUACUUUUUCAAUCGCAUUUGCAAAAGGAUUGCUCCACGUAGAAGGUGGCUUAUGAUGGCUGUCCGUAUUUUCCACAUCCACUCUGGAUAAAUUCCAUAUGUUCAACAUUUCUGUAUGUCAACGAAAAUGUUAAUAUUUCAAAAAGAUGUAUGUAAUUGUCAUUGUAUAUAUACUGUAUAUAGAUUUAUUUUUUGGAAUGCAAGCCCCCCAAAAAAUAUGAGUUGUAUGAAGGUAAUUCAUCAUAGUUUUGAUGUUGAAUGUAUGAUUUAUUGAAUCAUGCAGUUAUUGACUGGUAUGAAGAUUUGGAGUAAAAGACACAAGUGAAGUACUAUGCUUUUUUUGUGACAGUAUUUUGCUUUAUGUAAAGCUUUAGCAGAUAAAGCUUUGUGCAAAUCUUUAAAGGUUCGCACAAAGCUUUGUCAAAGUCUUAAUGACUAGAUGAAGCUUUAUGAAAGUAUUAACCCUCAAACUGUCCAAACGUAGAUAUACGUUGACGUGCGGCAGGCUCCGAACGUAGAUCUAUGUUUUUUACAUGCUUUCAAAUGGGGAAAAUCAAGGUCGGAGCACUACACACGUGAACGUUGAUCUACGUUUGGACAGUUUAAGGGUUAAUGGCUAGAUAAAGCUUUAUGAAAGUCUGAAUGGCUAGAUGAAGCUUUAUGCAAGGCUUCAGCAUUUUCACACAAAGAAGCUUACUCUUCACAUACCUGUCUCUUGCUUCAUGCUGUCAGCAUCUUCCUCUUGCAGCCUAUUUAGGAAUCUCAUUCAUUCCACUUUUACCGGGACAGUCUCAGUUUAUUUAUUUUUUUUAGAGCUCUGUCCUGGUGUCCCACCAAAUUGUUUAUAUAAUAAUUUGUAGUUUGUUACAAAUUAUUUUUUUUUGAGUGAUGGGUCUCCGAAUUAACUUUUAUCAAUUGUCCCGGGUUUUGGUUUUUAAAAAAUGGGAUUCCUAAUCCUAUUAUGAAGAGUCAGCUCUCUUAUAAGCUCAUCUAUUUAGUAUAAUUUUUCAUAAAUGUGAUUGAAAAGUGCUUUGAAAAUUGAACAGAACAUACUAUUAAGACCUUUCUACGUGGUAAUUAAUUUUGGAUAUACAUUUUUAGUUACAUUCAUGAAAAAUUGCAUUGUAUAGAGGAACUUUAUAAGGGAGAGCUGACUAUAUAUAUGUAGUAGUUUGUAAUGUAUAGAUUGUGAUAUACAUUAUUUUAUGCAUGAAAACACAGUAUCUUACCCUACAUAAUGGACAUACCUGUCAUCAGUUGCGAGGGCUAUUCUAUCCUUGUAUCAUGGACUGAGGCCAGGCUACCCUGCUGGCCUCCUGGUCAACUAGGUUGAAAAUAAAUGGUAUAAAAUACCGACACAAUGGAAACAAACACAUAUGCAGUUUAAUGUGAUCCUUUAUUGAUAAUGUUUUGCCCACACAGUGGGCUUUUUCAAGUCACAAACAGAUCUCUGUUUGUGACUUGAAAAAGUCCACUGUGUGGGCAAAACGUUGUCAGUAAAGGAUCACAUUAAACUGCAUGUGUGUUUAUGUUUCCAUGGUCAACUAGGUUGUUUGUGCUCGUGAAUCAGAGGCCAACAUAGUUCUCUCAACCCAGCAGAUGUGGAAUUUUUCUGGAAUUAGUGGCUCAGUUCAUCCUCAGAAUUAUUGACCUUUGUUAAUUAUGACUUUUUUUUUUUAUUUCUGCUGGUAAUCUAAUAAUAAUGAGUUGUAAUUCUAUGUCCUUUAUUUAAUUAAAGAAUUUGAAUAAAAUGCUGAAACUAA